AUGACAAUGGGUAGCACCGUCGGGAAGUAUCCCGCGGCACUUGUUCUAUAUUUUCUGUGUAUGGGACUAUGGUAUCCAAUUUUAGCUCAAGAUGAAGUGAAGAUACUUGAUUUAACGACAUGGAAAGGGCAUUUGCGCAAUACAUCCGAAGUUACCUGUACUGUUGCCCCGGAGUCGGCUGUAAUUUCUUGGCUGUUCCAGGCUAAACCCUUAGUACCUAACAAUAGAACGAAUGCUACCACCAGCAAAAAAGAUUCAACAGAAGGUGAACGAUAUACUCUAUCCACAUUGACAAUAAAAGAUACGCAGUCAGAAGAUGCUGGCAACUACACCUGCGUUGCUAAAGUUGGUAGUGCUGAAGACUCCAAGGUGGCCAACUUAGACCUAAGCUUCCCAGCUCGACUGGUCAACACCACAACUAGUCCCGUCAGGGAGAAUGUCACCAAUCACGCCAACAUUACCUUGGAAUGCGUUUUUGAAGCCUACAAUCCUGGCGAAGUGAAAUGGUGGACGGGAACGAAAGAUAACAUAAAAUUACUCUCGGAAUCAAACAACACAAGAAGGAUAGGAGGCGACCUGAUAAAGAGUACCUACGUACUCCACAUCUACGGUAUUGAAGACAAUGGGACCUACGUGUGUGGGUUAGACGACCUCGUCUCCUCGACCACCGUGUCAGGAAAGAUAGACGUACUUAUCACAGCGAGGCCGCAAAUUAAAAUUGAAAAUGUCAUUCCUAUAAAUACAACACAUGUCUACAUCAACUGGACUGUCUAUGCAUACAACUCGCCUAUCAAAGAAUACCGACUGAUGUACCUUAAUAAGAAGAACGAGACAACAGGUUUCCGACACUACACAGUCCCGCCGAAAAUUGAUGCGCAGAACACGUCUUUUCUCUUGGGUGGCCUUGAAAAAGAUACUACAUACACCUUCAAGAUGCAAGUGGUGACUGAAUACGGUGAGAGCAACCGGGACAGUCCUGAGAGUAGCUACCAUAAUGUCACCACGUUGGGAACAGAUCCGACUUUCACACCCAAAAUAUCUAUCAACGGGUUCUCGGCGACAUCAGUGACCAUUGGAUGGGUCCCACCGCCGGAUAAUAUUACUGAUUUAAUACAUUACUACAUACUAGAAGCUCAGAAGAAGGAUAAUAGCACAAUUAAUUUGCGAGCCUGUCAUGAACGUAAUGGGAAGAAUCUACCGUAUAUGUUCGACAAUUUGGAGCCACACAGCACUUAUGUGUUUAAGGUACAAGCUUGUUCGGAUUACUCGAACUCCUGCGGCAACUGGUCUGAAAAGAUGGAAGCUGCUACUCUUGACGGAGUGCCUGGAGUACCAAGUAAUGUUGUGGCGAAGUGCAGUGUGGACUUCCUUAACCUCACUUGGAGUGCCCCUGUUAAACCUAAUGCUGAAAUCAAAGGGUACACUAUGGAAAUAACUGGUAACAUGACUUAUAAGGACCGUUUUGGUGUUGAGAGAGUAGCUACGUGGGGGCCGCUGUCCAAAUUCAUGACUAAUGUCACAAAUAACACUGGAGUGAACGACCUCCCUCCUAACACUCGCUUCAUGAUCCGCCUGAGUGCUGUGACACGCACGCGCCGUCGUGGCGAGGAGAAUGUCACGUUUUGCCACACCCUGCCAGCCCCACCUGAUUCACCACCGCGGCCAAGAUGGCGGAAGAUCCUAGAAAAUGGCACAUACAUGUUCAAAAUGUAUUUGCCAAGGAUGUCGGAACGAAAUGGACCCAUCUGUUGUUAUAGAGUGUACAUGGUACGUCUACCUGCAGGGAACAUAGACUGGAAGAGAUUGCCUUCUCCACGGGACAUUGACGUACUCGAAUAUAAGGAUUCACAAACUAAGUUAGGCGCUUAUGUUGCUGAUGUUUUCUCAAAUGACAAAUUCACAAAGGACAACAUAGAAUUGGUGUUAGGUGAUGACAAAGUAGUCUUUGACAAGCAAACAGAUCCUACACUAAAUCAAGAUAGAUGUCGCCGCUGUCUGAAGAGGCCGAAGAGAGUCCAUCAUGAACCAACCCCAGCACCCAUCACCACAACCACUUUGGAUGAUUUUGAGGAUGCUUUGAUAGAUUUUGCUACAGGCACUGAUGAUCCGAUUGAACGAGAUAAUUCCGACAGAUUAUCUAGACGGUCUCCUGAUAAUAUCGAUUUCAGCAACAAUCCUACAAUGUUGAACAAACAAGAAGAUGAUUCUGAAAUCAGAGUGAGAGACGGCCCUCUCGAUCCCACCGCCAACUAUACGCUCUUUGUGGAACUAAUAUCGAGUUCAGACCCGGACGAGGCGUUGUUCAGUGAGUACACGUCGCUACUGAUGCCGGCCGCCAGUCCCCCAGUGCCCGUCCCCUCCACUGCACUCGAGAUCGCUUUACAGAUCACCUGUGCAGUGGCGGCAGUGAUUCUGCUCCUGAUGAUAGUAUUCUGCAUCAUGCAGACGCGGCGCACGCGCAAGAUGCCUGCGCACGUACAGAUUGACAAUCCCUUCUCCUAUGCACUUAGAUACUGGGACAGUAUCCGCGGCCGCCAGCCCUUGGUGUCGACGGUCCCGCCCGAUAUACCUCCCAUACCCAAGGACGAGCUGGCCGCUGCGUACGCUCAGCGACAGGUUGACUCCGACUACGGAUUCCAGAAGGAGUUUGAAAUGCUACCAGAGUGCUUCCCGGACCGCACCACACACGCUUCGGAAGCUAGAGAGAACCAGCCCAAGAAUCGAUACCCGGACAUUAAGGCUUAUGACCAGACCCGGGUAAAACUGUCUCAGAUUGAUGGUAUCACCGGAUCCGAUUAUAUCAAUGCGAACUACGUUAUGGGAUACCAGGACCCUUCGGAGCCUGAACAGGAACGCAAACAGUUCAUCUGCGCCCAAGGUCCAACGGACACCACAGUGAAUGACUUCUGGCGCAUGAUCUGGGAACAUGGUUUGGAGCUGAUCGUGAUGCUGACCAACCUUGAGGAGUACUCCAAGGUCAAGUGCUCCAAAUACUGGCCUGAGGAGAGAUCCUCCAGAGCUUUUGGAGGCAUCACCGUGCAUCAUAUUGGUGAAAAGAGAUAUUCGGACUACAUCGUACGAGAACUGAAGAUCACCAAGCAGCCAGUCACGGCUGAUGGACAGCCAAUCGUUGAAAACAAUGGCAUUGCGAAGAGGAAUGGAGACAUAAAAGAAGCGUCCGAAUCCAGUGCUCCGACAUCCCCUCGCGAGGUGAAGGAGAGCGGCGAGUAUCGCAUCGUGCGCCAGUACCACUUCCUCAUGUGGAAGGACUUCGCGGCGCCAGAGCAUCCACAUUCCAUACUCAAGUUUAUUAAGAGAGUAAACGAAGCCUGGACGAGUAUGGUGGGUCGGCCAGUGGUGGUCCACUGCAGUGCGGGCGUGGGUCGCACCGGGACACUGGUGGCGCUGGACUGUCUACUGGAACAGCUGCGGGCCACUGGACAAGUCUCCGUCUUUAAUACUGUCGCCGAACUCAGGAGGCAGAGGAACUUCUUGGUGCAGUCGCUGAAACAAUACGUAUUCGUAUACCGCGCGUUAGUGGAGUACGCUCACUACGGCGACACAGAGAUCCCCGCCUCCCGCCUCAAGCCCGCCGUGGACAGACUGCGCAAUACUCCAGACCAUGCUGAUAAAUGUCUCAUGGAGGUCGAAUUUGAGAAAAUGCUGAACAGUCCAGUAGCUGAACCUCUGAAGUCAAUGGGCGCCGGCGCAGGCGAGGAGCUGCGCGCGCGCAACCGAAGCCCCGAGUGUCUGCCGUACGACAGGAACAGGGUCAUACUCACUCCUAUACCUGGCAGGGACUUCUCUACUUAUAUCAAUGCUUCGUUUAUUGAAGCAUACGACAACUCGGAAGGUUUCAUAAUAACGCAGGAUCCUCUACCGAACACGAUCAUGGACUUCUGGCGGAUGGUCUCCGAACACAAUGUCACCACUAUUGUGAUGCUUAGUGAGCUGGGCGAGGGCAAAUGUCCGCGGUACUGGGAUGACGGCACAGUCCAGUACGAACACAUCUCGGUGCAGUAUGAGGAGAGCGAGUCCUGCCCCUACUACACCAGGAGACAGUUCAGGGUCACUAAUGAUAAGAGCGGCGAGGUGACGGUGGUCCGCCAGCUGCAGUACCAGGGCUGGCCGACGGCGCGCGGCCACGUGCCCGAGGUGACGCGCGGCCUGGCCGAGCUGGCCGACGCCGCCGCGCCCGCGCUCGCGCCCACCAUGCUCGUGCACUGCCAACUGGGCACGGAGCGGUCCCCCCUGUUCGUGGCGCUGUGCACGCUGAUCCGCGCGCUGCGCGUGGAGCGCCGCGUCGACGUCAGCGCCACCGCGCGCGCAGUGCGCACGCAGCGCGCACGGACCAUCGACACCUUCUUACAAUACGAGUUCCUGUACCGUGCCAUACUGAACUACGCGGAGCUACACAAUCUGCUAGAGGACAGUUAA
Molecule: messenger RNA, 4437 nt
Organism: Spodoptera littoralis (African cotton leafworm)
Lineage: Eukaryota; Metazoa; Arthropoda; Insecta; Lepidoptera; Noctuidae
Source: the annotation of a GenBank genome assembly